AUGGAUGACACUAACUUUACUGAUAGUAAGCGUAAUAGCAACAUGAAGUUUGGAACUGCUAAAAAGUUUAAUCAUAAAAAAUUCAAUAAUAGUAAAAAAUUCACUAAAGAAUAUAAGAUACGUGAAAUACAGAAAAACUUGCAUAGACGUGCCAAACAAAAGAAAGAUUAUCUAAAGGCCUUACAAGAAGAAGGCUACUCUCUCCCUGAGAAACAAUAUUCUGAAGAACGUAAAAGUGCUAAGGCUUUGAGGAAAGAAAGAGCCUUAGAGGGCAAGAAAAGAAUAGACGAGAAGAAAGAAAUCAAAAGAGAACGUAAAAAAGAAAAAAAACAAAGAGAAGAAGAACAUAGGCGUUAUGAAUUGGAAAGAAUCCAAACUAUAGAAAGAAAAGAGCGUGAACGAGAGAUAAGAAAGAAAAGAAUGACUCAAAAAACAAAGAGAGGCCAACCAAAAAUGGGUCCAAAGAUUGACGAUUUAUUAGAUAAAAUCAAGAAUGAUGAUAUGUAUACUAUGUAA
This is a messenger RNA of Henningerozyma blattae CBS 6284, 516 nucleotides long. It is a transcript of the gene FYV7, whose product is annotated as Fyv7p. The transcript has a single exon. NCBI's taxonomy places the organism in Eukaryota, Fungi, Ascomycota, Saccharomycetes, Saccharomycetales, Saccharomycetaceae. The coding region runs from base 1 to 516 and encodes 171 amino acids. The record is from RefSeq and is a predicted model, not a curated record.